AAGACAAAUAUCUUCAGUGCCAUUUGAGUCUCUCUAGCAACUGCCGUCCCCUGCCAUUCUUCGAAAUGGUCUAAUAAUCUAACGCCCCAUCAUUCCAUUUUUCUCUUCGUUAGAUUUUAAGGGUUUAAACUUUAAACCUUGUAUCCUGCCCUGAUUCCUUCUCUGUGAUACGAAUCUGAAGUGAAGUGCUUCUUUCUCUACACCAAGGUACCAGUUUUGUGGCUGUUGCUUCUGAAGGCUUGAGGCUACUAGUGUUGUUCUGUAAAUCUGUAAACGACGUAAAAAAUGGCCAUGGCUCUCUCCAGGAAGAUUAUAAAGUCACUUGGAUCUUCUUCGUCAUCUUUUUUGUCUUGCUUUGAAUCCUCCUCUAAAUCUUCAUUCCAAUCUUCUUGCGGCAUGGCUCUCAAAGAAUCUGCUUUUGAUUCUUCACAAAUUUGCAAGGGAAUGAUUUCCUCUUUUAUCGCGAAUAGAAGGUUUUCUACUACCAUUUCGACUCCUCAAUCAUGUGAGGCUCCUAUUCCAGCUCAGUUGUUGACCAGUAAAUCUGUGUUGACCUCAGAUCACAAACAAGGAUUGUACCAGGACUGUUUAUUUCCAGUGACAAAUUUCCACAACGAAGAGAAGGGCUUCAUGCGUCUGGCUGGUGAUGUUUUCGAUGUCCCAAUCAGGAAAGAUAUUGUUCAUCGUGUUGUGAAAUGGCAGCUUGCGAAUAGAAGACAGGGUACACAUUCAACAAAAACUAUUAGUGAAGUUAGUGGCACAGGGAGAAAACCAUGGCCACAAAAGGGAACUGGGCGAGCAAGACAUGGGUCAUUACGUGGUCCACAGUUUAGACAUGGUGCUACUAUGCAUGGCCCCAAGCCACGAAGUUAUGCAAUGAAACUCCAAAAGAAAGUUAGGCGUCUUGGGCUGAAAUGUGCCUUGUCAGCUCGUAUGGCCGAAGGCAAGCUACUGGUAUUUGAUGAUCUGGAAAUUCCUACCCACAAAACUAAGCACAUUGUUAAUUGCGUCCAGCAAAUGGAGAACAGCCAAAAAGUUCUAAUUGUUGAUGGAGGUCCCAUAGAUGAGAAGCUCAAGUUGGCUACUCAGAAUCUUCACUAUGUCAAUGUACUCCCGUCCAUUGGUCUUAAUGUGUACAGCAUUUUGCAACAUGAUACUCUAGUGAUGUCGCGUGAUGCUGUUGAUAGAAUUGUAGAGAGAAUGCACACACCAAUCAACCGAUAAUGAUGCAUUCUGCUUUAUGCCAAUUCCGGUUCCUAAGUACUACUUUUUGGAAAUUGUUUUCACGUCCAUCGUGAUAGCUAAAGGGGCGCAAAUAUGUUUUUUGCUCAGUAUUUAAAGAAGAUUCUCUUCUUGUUUAAUUUUUCAAUGUAUGUAGGCGUAGGCUUAGAUGGAGAACAGCCCAGUGUAGAUGGAGAUCAUAACAUCAUAAAAACCUAUAUGUUUAACUAAUCCUAUUAUAAAGUAGGUCAGUCUUUUUGUAAUUCAGGGUAUUAAACAAAUAAAAUUCUGUGGAAAGUAACUUUUUAAACAUUA
Messenger RNA from Papaver somniferum (opium poppy), 1536 nucleotides. RefSeq names its product 50S ribosomal protein L4-like. Bases 286 to 1224 code for a protein of 312 amino acids. The transcript is spliced from 9 exons. Gene Ontology annotation, cellular component: ribosome. The record is from RefSeq and is a predicted model, not a curated record. Gene Ontology annotation, biological process: translation. Gene Ontology annotation, molecular function: structural constituent of ribosome. Lineage: Eukaryota; Viridiplantae; Streptophyta; Magnoliopsida; Ranunculales; Papaveraceae.